AUGGCGUCAUUUGUCCGUAUAGCUCGGAACCAUUUUUCGUCAACCUUUCGUUCCCAUUUGUUGAAAGACUGUCGUUUAGCUCCAUCAGCGACGAAGACUAUACAGAAUGCUGAUUCUCAGUCAUUGUCAAUUCUUAGAAGUGAAUCGCAAGUGUAUUUGACGUCGUCGGCAUCGGUGGUCAAAAGUUACAAGUUCAGGAACGGGAGAACGCCAGCUAGGAAGGCUCGUGAGGCCAACGCGGCGCAUAAUACGGCAAUCGAGCUUGCAUUGAAUUCUGUAGUCAAAAUUUUCACUGUUUCGUGCAGUCCCAACUACUUACUUCCUUGGCAGAACAAGUCCCAGAGGGAAACAAUGGGCUCUGGGUUUGUAAUUCAGGGUAGAAAGAUUAUUACAAAUGCUCAUGUGGUAGCUGAUCAUUCUUUUGUACUUGUAAGGAAGCAUGGCUCUCCCACCAAAUAUAGAGCAGAAGUCAAAGCUGUCGGUCAUGAAUGUGACUUAGCUAUAUUGGUUGUUGAAAACGAAGAGUUUUGGGAUGGUAUGAAUCCCUUGGAGCUUGGAGAUGUCCCAUUUUUACAAGAAGCUGUUGCUGUUGUGGGAUAUCCUCAAGGUGGUGACAACAUUUCAGUCACUAAAGGAGUUGUUUCCAGGGUUGAACCUACACAAUAUGUCCAUGGUGCAUCACAGUUGAUGGCAAUACAGAUUGAUGCAGCCAUAAAUCCAGGGAACAGUGGUGGCCCUGCAAUUAUGAGCAAUAAAGUUGCUGGAGUAGCAUUCCAAAAUCUUUCAGGUGCCGAAAAUAUAGGUUACAUUAUACCCGUACCUGUAAUAAAGCAUUUUAUAUCUGGUGUAGAAGAAAGUGGAAAAUAUAUUGGAUUUUGCUCUUUGGGUGUGUCAUGCCAAACUACUGAAAAUGUGCACCUCAGAAACCAUUUUAGCAUGCAACCUAACAGGACUGGGGUGCUUGUUAGCAAAGUUAAUCCACUCUCAGAUGCAUACAAUGUUUUGAAGAAGGAUGAUAUUAUACUUUCAUUUGAUGGUGUGCCUAUAGCAAAUGAUGGGACAGUUCCUUUCCGCAACAGAGAACGGAUAACAUUCGAUCACUUGGUGUCUAUGAAGAAACCUAAUGAAAAAGCAAUAGUCAGAGUCUUGCGAGAUGGCCAAGAGCAUGAGCUUAGUAUCAUUCUCCAACAUAUCCAACCCUUAGUUCCAGUUCAUCAGUUUGAUAAACUUCCAAGUUAUUACAUUUUUGCCGGUCUGGUAUUUGUUCCACUCACUCAGCCAUACCUUCAUGAGUAUGGGGAAGACUGGUAUAAUAUAUCACCUCGUCGUUUAUGUGAAAGAGCACUGCGGGAAUUGCCCAAAAAAGCUAAUCAACAACUCGUUAUCCUGUCUCAGGUCUUGAUGGACGAUAUCAAUGCCGGAUAUGAACGUCUUGCAGAAUUACAGGUUUUGAAGGUUAAUGGAACAGAAAUCGACAAUCUAGAACACUUAUGCGAACUUGUUGGAAGCUGUCACACAGAAUUCUUGCGGUUCGAUUUGGAAGACGAUCGAGUCAUUGUCUUGAACUAUGGAAUGGCGAAACUUGCCACUUCUAGAAUUUUGAAACGUCAUAGAAUACCUUCAUCAAUGUCAAUUGAUCUUAUUGAUGCAAAAUAA
Messenger RNA from Abrus precatorius (Indian licorice), 1656 nucleotides. RefSeq names its product protease Do-like 10, mitochondrial. The transcript has 8 exons. Bases 1 to 1656 code for a protein of 551 amino acids. Lineage: Eukaryota; Viridiplantae; Streptophyta; Magnoliopsida; Fabales; Fabaceae. Gene Ontology annotation, biological process: proteolysis. Gene Ontology annotation, molecular function: protein binding; serine-type endopeptidase activity. The record is from RefSeq and is a predicted model, not a curated record.